This is a messenger RNA of Venturia canescens, 634 nucleotides long. RefSeq lists its product as uncharacterized. Lineage: Eukaryota; Metazoa; Arthropoda; Insecta; Hymenoptera; Ichneumonidae. The transcript has 3 exons. The coding region runs from base 174 to 485 and encodes 103 amino acids. The record is from RefSeq and is a predicted model, not a curated record.
UGUUCAUGGUAGCAGCAGCAGCCAGCAGAUAAUUAAUCAAUCUCCUUCAUUACUUUUUUCAUGGCUGGUGAUGUUCAGAUGUUUCUUUAGAUGUCGUAAAACCCAAUUUCCCUUCCAAAUCCAUUCUGAAGUGACAUUUUUAAAAAAAGUUUUUUAGUUUUAUUCUGCGUAAUAUGUUUCGACCAACUCGCUGCUUUCUGUCGACAAAAAACGGCAGAUUCAUUUCGAGAAACAAGAGCGAUGCCACGAAGGACAAUUUUUUCGACAAGAACAUAGCUUUCGAGAGUGAAUAUUACUACAGGCAGAAUCCCCAGUUGUUGAAAAUUUUGAAACAAAAAACCGAAGAUGAGGUUGUAGCGAUGCAGAACAAGGUACGCGAUAUGAAGGCGAAAAUUGACGAGUACAAUCGUGACAUUAACGAAACUAUGAGAUUCUUGAAAGGACUGGAAAACGAUUUAUCUGCUGGUAGCAAGAAAAAAACAUGAAUAUAAGAUUGUAAGAUCACACCGUUUUCGGCAAAAGUUGCUCGGGUGUAUUGUGGAUAAAAAACGUCUCGUGAGUUUGGAGUUUCAUAGAAAAGUAUAUUUUUUUAAGUCUAAAAUUUUGUACCAAUAAAAAUGGUGGAAAAUUGAAA